Aspergillus sclerotioniger CBS 115572 is the source of this 2865-nucleotide messenger RNA. RefSeq names its product magnesium transporter CorA family protein. Gene Ontology annotation, biological process: magnesium ion transmembrane transport; intracellular magnesium ion homeostasis. Gene Ontology annotation, cellular component: plasma membrane. Gene Ontology annotation, molecular function: magnesium ion transmembrane transporter activity. NCBI's taxonomy places the organism in Eukaryota, Fungi, Ascomycota, Eurotiomycetes, Eurotiales, Aspergillaceae. The record is from RefSeq and is a predicted model, not a curated record. The transcript has 2 exons. The coding region runs from base 151 to 2796 and encodes 881 amino acids.
CCGUCUCACCGUCAUUCUUAUCGCUGCGGUCGCUCCGCUGUCGACAUAUCUAGGUAAUUACGGGGGCAUUCGUUGACUCACCGAGCUACCUCGCCCCCACCGAGAUAAGGAUUUGCGUCCGGCCCCCGAGGCUCUCGAUCGAUCACCAUAAUGCAGCCCUCACCGUCUACUUCGCAUCAGACCGCUCCCAGCCCCAGCAAGCCCGCCCGCCAUAAUAGUCGACUUGGUGACUCCCAGUCAGGAACCACGCGUGGCUACGAGACUCCUGGAUCGGACCGUGCAGGCAGCCGAUCGGGAACAAUCAAGUCGGCCAAACGGAAGAAACCCCGUCAUCGGAAGCGUCGUCAUCGCCGCCAAUCCUUUCUGGGGGGUGCAGAAGAUCCUCACCCGGCCGCACCCCAUGCCUCGAUCCCCGAUGCAGAGAACACCAGCAUUAUGGCAGCGGAUCAGACGAAGCCUCAAGCGGCCUUGCCGUUCUACAAGCUGGGUAGGGGGCUCAGUAGCACUAGCCUAGAGAGUGAAGCCUUACUGGACCACCGCCAUCAACCGCCCAUGAGGCCGCGGAGAGACAGCCGCUUGGCUCAGUCCUACCGUCCGGGCUCCUCAUCCACCCCUUUGCGUCCCAUCGACUCGGGUUCGCGUACCCUCCCGGCCGGGGCCAGAGUGGAAGCUCACAGCGACGAUGAAGAAGUGAAUGAUCGGACUCCAUUGAUGCUGCCGUCCUCCGGCCAUACUCCCAGCUUGCCUCGAUACGGCUCUGAUUUCAGGUCGAGCCCCCUCUCUUUCCCCCAGCUACGGCCUGUCUCUAGCCGCUCAAGUUCAUCACGAUGCUCGCCUCGAGCGAUACAGAGCCCCAAGUUUCCCGAGCCAGAUCACGAUUAUGAUAUCAAUAACCCCCCGUCCAUGCCAACCUCGCCGAAACUGGGACCCGAGAUGAACUAUGAUGAUGCGGUGGUAACGGGGGCUGAGUUUGACUUUUCGCUGGCCAAGUCGAUUGAUAAUCGGAUGGAACAACUGGCUCGCACGCAUGAUUUGUUGAUUGAUGUUGAUGGGGCCAAUAAUCGUCCUACAACCUCCGGGUCUUCACCGGCUUCGCCCCACAUUAUGCCCCAGGAGCGUCUCCGUCGUCGUACAACCUUCCCUGCUGAAGAGGAUGUUUGCUUUCCAACUGAGGUUGUUUCAGAACUGGCCGAAGAAGAUGCACAGAGAACAGCCAGAGAAGGCUAUCGUCGGAGACGACGGCUCCGGGAAUGGCCUGAUCUAUCUGUCCUGGAAGACUGGAGUCGCCAGGAGAAAGAGGAACGAUCGGGGGCUUAUCGCGCGAAAAAAAUUAGCGAGCCCAUGCUCGUCGAGGGUCGCCUUCGUCCUCAAUACCGACUCUGGCGACGUGAAGAAGAGGAAGCCCCCUACCGAUUCACUUACUUCAAUGAAGAGUUUCAGAGUACUAUUCAUGCCCAGACCAUUUCUGAGCUAUGCCAGCCUGGUGGCAGCUUUCGCGAGCUCUUCAUCCCUGACCCUCCUGAGUUGGAGGUCUCGUCCGACGAAGAUGACUCGGAGUCUCACCAGCAUGGCGAGGACACAACAGAUUACCACAACCAUCAUGCUAGCGGCAAUGAAGCCCGGGUAACAUCACCGAAUGGGAACACCCAUGGUGGCACUAGUAACACCCACCAGGGCCUCUCCAACAAUCAUAGACGACAGCCCCGGACAUCGAUCAUCAGUGAAGCUGUUUCAGAGGCACGCACACCGGUGGAUGCAUCUCCCCCACGGAAACCGCCUCAACCGAAACCCAAGCGGUAUGGGCCUCGACCGACCUUCUGGCUUGAUGUUCUCUCUCCAACAGACGCAGAGAUGCGCGUACUGGCCAAGGCGUUUGGUAUCCAUGCUUUGACAACCGAGGACAUCAUGAUGGAAGAGGCACGCGAGAAAGUUGAGCUGUUCCGGAACUAUUAUUUUGUGAAUUACCGGACCUUUGAGCAAGACCCUAACAGUGAAAACUACCUUGAACCCGUGAACAUGUAUGUGGUUGUCUUCCGGGAAGGUGUGCUGUCCUUUCAUUUCUCUCAGACUCCACAUCCAGCCAAUGUACGCCGACGUAUCCGACAACUGAUGGACUAUCUGAUUCUAAGCUCUGAUUGGAUUUCGUACGCGCUUAUCGACGAUAUUACAGAUGUGUUUGGUCCCUUGAUCCAGGCCAUUGAGGAUGAGGUUGAUGAGAUCGACGAGAAGAUCAUGCAGAUGCAUUCAGAUGAGCGCGGGAUAGGGCAAAACAAAGAUGGAGAUAAUGAGAGUGUAAAAACAUCUCUAGCCCCUGGUGAGAUGCUCCGGCGCGUGGGGGUCUGCCGCAAGAAGGUAAUGGGGAUGUACCGGCUCCUCAGCAACAAGGCGGAUGUUGUCAAGGGGUUUGCCAAACGGUGCAAUGAACAGUGGGAAGUGGCGCCCAAGUCGGAGAUUGGUCUCUAUCUGGGUGAUAUCCAAGAUCAUAUCAUGACGAUGACCAGCAGCCUGACCUACUACGAAACCCUUCUGUCGCGGGCGCAUUCCAACUACCUGGCGCAGAUCAAUAUCCUCAUGAAUGAGCGGCAGGAACAGACAGCCGACGUUCUGGGGAAGUUAACAGUGUUGGGGACGAUUGUCCUUCCGCUGAACAUCAUCUGCGGGAUGUGGGGGAUGAACGUGAAGGUCCCGGGACAAGAUGUCGACAGCCUGUCAUGGUUUUGGUCUAUCACAGCGGGGCUGGUUCUCUUUGCCUUCGCGUCUUUCUUGAUCGCGAAGCGCGUAUAUAAAAUUGUCUAAGCUGCCGCUUGGUCAGCUCCGAACUACUUAGACAUGGCUGGAGGAUACACGGAGUACGAAGAACGGUUG